Molecule: messenger RNA, 1006 nt
Organism: Aegilops tauschii subsp. strangulata
Lineage: Eukaryota; Viridiplantae; Streptophyta; Magnoliopsida; Poales; Poaceae
Product: ubiquitin-conjugating enzyme E2 36
Source: RefSeq, a predicted model, not a curated record
UAAAAACCGCAAACAACAGGGACUAAACUGCAUACCCCGAAGGAUCAUUGUUCGCUGACGCCGCCUCCUUUGGUCCUUCCUCUCCUCCCUUCCCCUCCGCCGCGAUCGAUCCCAAGAGCACGAAACCCUAGCCCUAGCCCUAGCCCCACCCAUCUUCUCCAUGGCCAACAGCAACCUCCCCCGCCGUAUCAUCAAGGAGACGCAGCGGCUGCUCAGCGAGCCAGCUCCUGGGAUCAGUGCUUCACCAUCAGAGGAGAACAUGCGCUACUUCAAUGUCAUGAUCCUUGGCCCAACUCAGUCGCCAUAUGAAGGAGGAGUAUUCAAACUUGAGUUGUUUUUACCUGAAGAAUAUCCAAUGGCUCCGCCAAAGGUUCGCUUUCUCACAAAAAUUUACCAUCCAAACAUUGACAAGGUAAGUUCGUUAUAUUCUGACCCCUUAUAUACGUUAGUAAGUUAUACUAUUUUUCUUAAUAUGUACAUUAUACAGCUUGGGAGGAUAUGUCUUGAUAUCUUAAAGGACAAGUGGAGUCCUGCCCUUCAGAUCCGAACAGUUCUUUUGAGUAUUCAAGCACUCCUCAGCGCUCCAAAUCCUGACGAUCCGCUUGCUGACAAUGUGGCAAAGCACUGGAAGGCCAACGAAACAGAAGCUGUGGAAACAGCCAAAGAGUGGACCCGUGUCUAUGCUAAUGAUGCAUGAGCUCUGCAUGCUAUGACUGAUUGCUCAGUAGUCUUGGAAAGGUGAGGUGAAAUCGACUAUCAAGUGGUUUAAAAUGGAGGUCCAACUGAUGAACUAGUGAAAUGUGAAGUUUCCUCCUUGCAUCGCGUGUACCGAGUGUGAUGUAUAUUAUUACCCUAGUUGGGAUGCGAUGGACCCAUGUGCGUGUAUAUUUCGUCGAGUGUUGUACCGUAAUAAACAUCCUGAAGUUAUGUGUGCCUUCUCUUGCUCUACAUUAACUUCUUGGCCUUUCCUGGUUUGUUUUUAUGAAGUGUUUGAGAAUUUGUUGCA